Molecule: messenger RNA, 2014 nt
Organism: Saccostrea cuccullata (small rock oyster)
Lineage: Eukaryota; Metazoa; Mollusca; Bivalvia; Ostreida; Ostreidae
Exons: 2
Coding region: 115-1734 (539 amino acids)
Source: RefSeq, a predicted model, not a curated record
AAGAGUUCCAUUGUACCGAAAACAAGAUUGUGGUCAGAUCAUAUAAAUAUGAUUUGAUAUCUUUAACAGCUUACAAUCAUUUUUCUAAUACACAGGCAAACCUCAGAAAACACGAUGUUGUUCCAAGGAAAAUUAAUAUUCUUCUUCUCGUGUGUCUUAAGGUUUGUACCUAUUAACGGGAAUUUCGGAUUCCGUAACUCCCGGAGAUUUUUAGACCAACCAUCAUUCUUUUCUACAAGAUCUAACAGAGUUCUAAGAAGAGGAUCUUUGUUGGAUUCUGAUUUAAGAUUAUCUAGAACACGUAUAUCUUCAUCUCCAUGGAGAGAAGUAAAUCAGAGAAAUUAUUUGGACUUAAGUCCGAGAACUUCUGGAAGAUCAUUUAGGAACAGUUGGUCUUCUUCAACACGUGUUUCCAGAGGAAGACCACUAUAUGAAAUGCGAGAAAACAGAUCAAGAAGAAAUAAUAUUCACGAAAUACUGGGACGACAACAAAGUGGUAAAACAAGUAAAGAAGUUCUCAACAGUCCAGUGAUAAACGGAAAUGAAGACAGAUGGGUACAACGAGCUGGAACAGGUACAGUUAGAUCCAGAAGAAUUGAAGACCUACUGAAGCUGAUGUCGCAAAAUCGGAGAGCCGACAUUUUCAAUCCUUUAAAAGGUGAUUUUGGUAGAAAAACAUCGGCUGAGAGAAUGUCAGCAGCUGCAAUUUCAAGGCCUUUGCACGUUUCCAGUCGACAUGAACAGUUGCGGAGACUGGAAAGUUUGGAACCGGUUGAAAAGAAAAAGACAUCUGCAGAGAAGAUUUCGGAACCUGAAGUAAAACUUCAUAGAAGAAUAAUUACAAGACCCAAGGAAGUUCGAAAUCCAAAUGUAUUCUUACGAGUAAGAAAUACUCCAGUACAACGAAGUAAAAUUUUCCAAUCUCUGCCCAUGGAAAGAAACCAUAUAAUCGCAGAAAAGAAAAAAACAUCUGCAGAGAAAAUUUCUAAACCUAAAUAUGAAGUAAAACUUCAGAGAAGAAUAAUUACAAGACCUAAGGAAGUUCGAAAUCCAAAUGUAUUCUUACGAGCAAGUAAUACUCCAGUACAACGUAUUAAAAUUUCCCAAUCUCUGCCCAUGGAAAGACAUAUAAUCGAAGAAAAGAAAAAGACAUCUGCAGAAAAAGUUUCGAAAUCUAAUCAUCGUACAAGGCUUUCAAAUAAAAACGAUUCUAUAGCUAAUCGAAACAUUCUUCUCCUUCAAAGAUUGAAUACAUACUUGCGACAGCAACUCGCUUCCAGAAAACAUACUAACCCCAAACAAACGAUCCAAAGAUCAAAGAAAGUCAGCAAAACGAGUAAGGAAAUACUGAAGGACAAUGACAUUAAACCUGCUACGAAAGCACAUGUUGUCAAUGCCGUCCGCACACCAGAACCUUUAUCAUCCCUCACUCAAAGGCAACAUAGAAGAUCACGUUUAUUAAUGGAGCCAAUGCGAUUUAAUCCCCAUCGACGCCGAUUACCACAACACCACAGAUUGGAAUCUAGCCAUGGUAUUCAGAUAGAUAACCAAAUCCGGUCAAACACAGCGAAUAGCGUAAUAAAGUCACCAGUGUCCCCUCAGAAGCCUCUUUUUGUGGUUUUGAAUCCCUUUACAGGAACUGUUGGUUCUUCAACUUCGUCGAUACAGGACAAAAAGAAAGACACAAGUAAAGAAAACAAGAGUGGAGAAAAACUCACGUGGGUGAAUCCUUAAUCUAAUUAUAUUAACUGGAACAUUAAUCUAACUUAAAUAAAACAUAAUUUGUAAUUUUUUUGUGCAUACGUAUUUUCAAUAAAAUAUUUUCGAACGUUUUAAUUUUAUACCCAACCCUAAACCAUUUUGAAAAAUUGGACGAUAGUCAAACUAAGAACAGUAGCAACUUUUUUCAUUUAAAUAAUAAUUAUGUGUGUGUUAUUUUUUUUAUUGUAGUAAGAUUAAAGAUUAAAUCAAUUUUGAUUGACAUUUUCCUAAUAAACGUAAUGAGUUUUACUAA